Poeciliopsis prolifica (blackstripe livebearer) is the source of this 6691-nucleotide messenger RNA. It is a transcript of the gene efnb1, whose product is annotated as ephrin-B1. Gene Ontology annotation, molecular function: ephrin receptor binding. Gene Ontology annotation, cellular component: plasma membrane. NCBI's taxonomy places the organism in Eukaryota, Metazoa, Chordata, Actinopteri, Cyprinodontiformes, Poeciliidae. The record is from RefSeq and is a predicted model, not a curated record. Gene Ontology annotation, biological process: ephrin receptor signaling pathway; axon guidance.
GGGCUGUUGCAUACACACACACACACACACACGCACGCACACGCCACUCCGCACACACGCACAUAACGCGCAAAAGCGUUCCAACCGGAGUCUUUUCGAGGAGACGAUUUCUAUUUUUAUUUUUUUAUUUUAUUGAGGAAAGGAAAAAAAACAAAACAAAUGAACGCGGAAAGAUGGGAAUGUCGCCGAGCUGAUUGAGAUCUACUCCUCGAUCCCCCCACCUCCACUCCCCCCUCCCCAACAGACGCAGGUCGGAUUCAUCCUCCUCUAACACUUUGGGUCCAAAGAGCGGCGGUGCAUUUUUACGCGCUGGGCAUAUCGCUCCGGGAAGGCGGACCGAGGCUCUGCACGCAGCGCAGUCCCCUCACGCUGAGAGCCGGGAGGGAUAUUUACAAUAGAAACUCCCGAUUCCUUUUAGCGGAGAAGAAGAAUAGGAGGGGAGAGAAAAAAGGAGAAGAAGAAAAAGAAGGAGGAGGAGGAGUGAAAGAUAACACUGGAAUGAGGAGGACCUCCAAGAUUCCUGGCGUGCUGCGGAGUUGUGACUGAUGGAUGAAUGUGGUCAUCUGUAGGCUAAAAACGGGCGACAGGUACAGGAGACCAGCGGGGAGCUUUUGACCGACCGGAUUGAAACGUUGGAGGUUUUUUUUUCUUUUUUGUUUGUUUGUUUUGUUCGGGUUUUUUGUUUUUCCUCCCUCUCCUCCCCAAAUAGGGUUAAAGAGGGGGAAAAAAAAUUUAAAACAGCCACAGGUCAUCCAGGACAGUCGUUUCCUCCAGAUCAUCCUGCGCACACAUCGCUUCAGAUCAGUCAAGGACGAAACGAGCAGCAGUCGGUGGAGAGAGAGGAGAGGAGAGGAUUGAUCAGACAUAUCGAUAGCCGGGAUAGGAUCUGGAGACGGGUCUGAAGAGGAAGUCGGACAGGGGGACAUGUAUCUGACAGCGACCUCGCAUGCUCCCGACUGAUCCCGAGCUCAACCUUCCCACGGGCCGAAGCGCGCAGCCAAGGCGCGACGCAGCGCGGCCCCUGCCCCCCGCCGUCCCCCCGUCGCUCCGGCUUCUCCGGCUCUCUGUCCUCGGCGUGAAUUCCCCCCUCAGCAUGGCGGGGCUCGGAUGUUGGAAGUAUUACCUCUGGAUGUUUAUUCUAACGUGCAGGUCGGCGCUGCCCUCGGCCAAGUCGCUGGAGACGAUCAUUUGGAGCUCGCAGAAUCCCAAGUUUCUUCCUGGAAAGGGUCUUGUGAUCUACCCGGACAUCGGGGACAAGCUGGAUAUCAUCUGUCCCAGCGCGGACCAGGGCCGAGAUUACGAGUUCUACAAGCUGUAUCUGGUGAAGAGAGAGCAGGCGGAGAGCUGCAGCACGGUGCUCGACCCCAACGUGCUGGUGAACUGCAACAAGCCCGGAAAGGACAUCAAGUUCACCAUCAAGUUCCAGGAGUUCAGCCCCAACUACAUGGGCCUGGAGUUCAAGAGGAAUGUCAACUACUACAUCACCUCAACCUCCAACGGCACGAUCGAGGGCCUGGAGAACCGCGAGGGAGGCGUGUGCAAGAGCCGAGCCAUGAAAGUCAUCAUGAAAGUCGGGCAAGACCCAAACGCAGCGAACCCAGAGGCGCCGGAAACCCAGGAGGACAACUCGAUACCGGAGACCAGCAGUUCCGGUCCGCCCGACCCGAGUAAGACUGGGCCUGUGAUGCCAGGAAUCCCUGGCCCCAAGAUCCAAGAUGAUCCCGGGUCCUCCUCCAGCACCGACGGCUUCUUGAGCUCCAAGGUGGCCGUGUUCUCCUGCAUCGCCAUCGGAUGCAUCAUCUUCCUCGUGCUCAUUCUGCUCCUCGUCAUCCUCCUCAUCAAGAUGCGCAAGCGCUCCAGGAAAAACGCGCACUCGCAGGCCCGCCCGUCGGCGCUGUCGCUCAGCACGCUGUCCAACCCCAAGCUGCCCGGCGGCACGGCCGGCACCGAGCCCAGCGACAUCAUCAUCCCCCUGCGGACAGAGAACAACUACUGCCCCCACUACGAGAAGGUGAGCGGGGACUACGGUCACCCGGUCUACAUCGUCCAGGAGAUGCCGCCGCAGAGCCCUGCCAACAUCUAUUACAAGGUUUGACGCGCUCCAGGGGAGCCGGCGGCGAUGGCCAGGAGAGAGGAGCGCUUGAUUUACGUUCUUGGGAAGAACGUUUUCCUUUGAAUCUUUUUUUGAGGAGGGGGGCGCGGGGACUUGAAGCAACCCCCCCCUCCUUGUUAUUUGUACCACCUGCUGCACAAAUCUGGAGAAACACGUACUGAGCAGUCACCAGCGGGGUUGGGAGCUGACUGAUGAGAGACCCCGACCGUCGCCCCUCUCCUCCCUCACCUCCCUCACCCCCCCACCAGUAUGCGUCUCCCCUCCGACCCCAACCACUCCCGGAGAGUCUGGACUGGACCAACAGAUGGACCUCUAGCUUCCCUGUCCCUGCUAAUGGACAGGAUAUAACUUAUCUCGGCUCCCCGAAGUACAGCUUGUGCUACACCCAAUUAAACACGCCAUCCCCAGCACACAACCGGCCGGGAAGCAGGCAGGCAGGGGGUGGAGGGGGUUGCCUCUGGUGAGCAAGUAGGAAAGGAAAAAAAAAACCCAACAUCAAGGUGUUUGUACGUGUGCACCACUGUGCGCGUUUCGUGUGGGGGGCCUACCUCCCCACCCUCCCGCCGUUGCUGGGCCAGGGAAACUCUCCAGAUAGCUCAGGUAUCUUUACACAGUGUGUGGAAAAACGUGCUCCUCUCCCUUACGCACCUCUGAUGUUUGCCUUACUUACUAUUUUUGAUGGAGGAGAUUUCCUCGAACCCUGAUUAAGUUCACGAAGCAGUUGUAUUUUGUUAGACUUUUCCUACAAGUGCACAAUGUAUAGAGCUAAACCCAUUGUCAUAACGACUCCCAACCCCUCACCGCCCACGCCAUCUCGCCGCUUUUAAUCUGUUGACACCCCACUUUUACCUGGACUCUUUGCUGUCGAGGUGUGUAUGCUUGCAUGUGUGUGUGUGUGUGUGUGUGUGUGUGUGUGUGUGUGUGUGUGUGUGUGUGUGUGUGUGUGUGUGUGUGUGUGUUGCACACGUGGAAGUCCUCCCCUCCUGCUCUGCUGAAAUGAGUUCCAGCAUUGCUCUGGCACAUUUGUGUGUGUGUGUGUAUUUCAGGGUGUGUCCUCGUUGAGUGCGGUUGGACAUGUCCGGACCUGUUUCUCUAAGAAGUGUGGAGACCUUAUUGGAUUUGACAUCGAGAUACUGUAUCCAAAGCAUGACAAGUAAAAAAAAAAAUAGAGGGUGAUGCGCCGACCGACAGACGAGAUCUAGCAAACACUCUUGAGUGCUCCAAGUUGGCACCGAUCGGAGACCUUACUGUCGGAUCGGCUUUCAGACAGGCAGGCAGGUUGCUAUUUGUUCGCUUUAUCUCCUGGAGCCGCAGUUGAAUCAUCCCAAAAAAAAUUUAAUUUGAGGGGCGUCGGUCAGAUGGCUCUCCGCUGAUUGGCUAGCCUACAGAGGUAUGAUGCCCCACAUAUAGGUUUGGACAGAGAGCCGGACUACAGUAUCAUCACAUUCCAAUUGGCCGCCAUCUGGAGAUGAGUCAGCGUGUGACUAAUCUACGUGCCAUCUCCAUGCCCACUCUCACCACCCGACUGGGGGCGGGAAGGACGAGGGGGAGAAAAAUUGUCCCCGUGACUCGGCUUUAGCUUGAGAGGACGAUGGAGGUGGGAACGGGUGAGGCGGUGCCGGCUGAGGCACUUUCGUUUUCGCAGGCCUCUCUCUUACCAGCUGUGCUGUGAAUAAAAAUGCUGCGUGGAAUAUUCAGCGAGGACACUGCAGCUCAGCUAUCACACAGCCCAGGGCGACAGCAUCAAGGCGGGAUUUUACUGCAGCUGCACGAGUGUAAAUUUGAGGGGGAUGUUUUUGUGUGUGUGCACACAUAGGUGCUUAUUUGUGCUUAUAUUUGCAGUUUCCACUUAGUGGAUGUGGGCAAAUUUUGUCUGCUGCUGUGACAGACAGUAUUUUUUUUGUUUUUUUGGGACUGUGCAUCUCCUCUAAUGGAGCAUACAGCACUGCAGUCAAAGCUAAUGAUGUCUGAGAUACGGCAAGCCACUAGUGCCAAAUAUCGGCAGUCAGGAAAAUGUCAGUGAAAACUUUGUAUUUUACACCAGCAAGUCGUAUUUUGAGCACUUCCUUCCUCAUUGAUCUCGUUGCCUGUUUAUGAAAAGCCAAGGAAAACGUUCUAUCAGAUCGUAGAACGUCACUUUUUUUGUUUGUUUUUUCCUUUUCAUAAAAAUACAGCCGUUCUACAUCUGUAUGACACGAACAGAUGUAGGUAAGAAGCGAAGCGCGCUGUAAAGUAGGUGAACUCCUCCCCCCGAACAGAAGGCCAUAUUUUACACCAGCAAGUCACAGCGAUUUGAACGCCUCCUUCUCAGCGCGUACGGUUCGAUCAAGUCAUCAAAACAUCUCAUGCCACAUGAACACGGAAAAAAAAGGCCCUGUAUCUUGGGAAUGCCACUUUUUUAGUAGCUCAUCGUCGGGCCUGACUUAAAAAGUGGCUUUUAAUCAGUCUGACUUUGUCAGCAGCAAUUUUAUGUACCGAAAAAACAUAAAAUGUUACCAUUAUUGGUCUAGUUUUCUAAGGUAAAUAUCUUUGGUAUAUUUGAAAUAAGACUAAACUACAAGCAAUCAUGGGCUUAAUUUAAGUUAAUACAUAACUUCUUUUCACUGAUGAAGAAUUACUAGCUUUACUGGCUGAUUAUUUUGCUUAUAACUAGUAUUUUUUCGUAAAUAUGAAGUAAUUAUUGACAUAAAACAAGCCCGUACAUCUUGCUUAAACGACGCUUGUGAGUCCGUUUUUGUCCUAUUUCAAGCGUCCUAUUUCAGGCAUUUGCACUAGAAACCAAACCAAAAGCACUUGGUAAGGUUUUGUGGUUUUGCAGCGCACCAAUAUUUGGCACUCAUGUCUUGCCAUAAUAUAAAGGAAAUAGGGAGAGCCAUAAAGGACGACAAGCUGUCGUUUGCGCCCACGCGCCAACGUAAACACAUCCAGACUGACGGGUUCAGGUUUGCUUCCGGUCAGGGGUAGGGUGCGUAACGUUUACCCAGCGACAGAGUCCAGCCCAUCAUCAGCCAGCGCUGACAUCACCCUCGGACCGGCGCUGCAGGGUUAAAAGGCGACCCCGGCUUGAAGACUCGGGGAGGACUCCGGUGGCUCUUGCGUGUCGUUAACCUCUUGAGUUAACAACCUCAGCAGCUGCCGGUGAUUUUGUGUGUGUAUGUGUGUGUGUGUGUGUGUGUGUGUGUGUGUGUGUGUGUGCGUGCGUGCGUGUGUGUCCCUGUGUUUUAACUCAGCAUGCGCCCAUCUGCAAAACUCAUCUAGAGCAUAUAUUUUUGUUUCGGAUCACCGCGCCUCUAUUCAUCUACACCAGCUUAGGGAGUCAUUACCAAAUUACCACAAAGCAUAUCUCAUUUUCAUUCAUUCUAGCGACCGCUUAGUGUUAUUCAAUUUCGGGAGGAAUUAUGGAAAAAAAAUAAUAAAAUAAAUAAAAAUAAUAAUUAAAAAAAAGAGUAAGCAGAGAAAUGUAAAUAUAUGGAUAGAGCCCUGUUUAAGAUUUAAUUUCCACCUGAACACUGCUCAUAAGAAGAAUUUAAGAUUAGAUUUUUGUAAUGGAGGAUGUUUGUAAAUAGCCGUCUUUUUAAAGUGUGUUUUGUAUGAAUCCUUGCAAUUUCUUUUUUGUUUGUUUUUUUUGUUUUUUUUGUCUUCAUUUUCUUUUUCCUUUAGACUUUUAACUGAAUAUUGCAACAUGUGCUGUCUUUUACGCAGCAUCCAGUAUUGUCGAAAAAGUCUUUGUUACCACACGUGUUUUAAAAAUAUUAAUAAUAAUAAAAUAAAACUAGGAUUCAGAGAGGGGGAGGUUUUGCUUUUAUUUUUUGUGUUCAACAGGAAGUUUUACGUCUUCAGACUGAACCUUUGUCACCGAGUGGCUUUGAAACAGGACAGGUUGCUGGAACGAUGAUGAUGAUGAUGAUGUUGGAGGCGCGGCUCAACUCUGCAUAUGACGAUGACGACUGUGUUAUUUCGCUCCAUUUGAGCCUCUUUCACCCAUGGCGACGCCAAAAGAGAAAAGAUGCUGGUCCAAAAAAAAAAAAAGAAGAGUCUGAUUUCAGCUUUUAUAAGUCUAGAGGGCCGGAAAGGGGGGAAGGUUGCAGGGAAGGAGGGAGAAGGAGAGGCGGGGAAAAGAACGAGGCCUCGUACGAGAGCGUGACAGUGGCCCGCUCGCCAAUAAAUCAUCUGGUUUACACCGCUCAUUAUCUCCCAGGCGGUCUUUUGUUUUAAAGAUGCUCCCUCUCCUCCCGCUCUCCCGCUGCCCUUCUCCUUUGUCGUCCCCUCCUUCCUAAUUUAGCACAAGGAUGCUGUAAGGUGGUUUCUGCUGGGUUAUUAUUUUUUUUCUUCUUUCAAAGCCACAGUAUUAUGAUUUAUUUUUCUCUCAAUGUGCAUGUGAAAGCAAAGACCUGUUGAAUUUACUUUCCUUUUGUUGGAAUCACAAAUGUUAUUUUAUGUUUUGUUUUCUUCUUCUUCUUGUCAUUCACUUAUUUACCACUUCUCAGCGUAACCUGUCGGCACCAGCUACAAUGGAAACAAACGUUCCACCAGUUUGGAAACUACAGCAUAUUGAUAAAUAAAAUUUUUCCCAUGGAA